CUAACCAACAUUUCUCUGUAUUUGACAGUGAACGGUGGCAGUACCUUCUAUGUUAAUCUUCUAUGGUAAAAGUAGGGAAGCUGCAUGCGUUCAAUACACGUGUUUCCAGGAGAGCUCCGUGAAAGUCUUUAUUAGAGUACCAGGACCAGGACCAAGACCAAGACAAGGUUCGGUUGUGAAAUUGUCACUUCAAGCUAUGUCUAAGCGCCGACCGAAAUCAGAAGAAUCUGUACCACCACCCAAAGCUGAUGAAAACCCCGAGCUCGAGUUGUCUCCACCAAUCGUAACACGGACACGUAGCGGCCGACGGGUUCGUAUUCCAGCCGCUCUCCUGGACUCUGAGGUCCCGAGUUCAGCGAAAACCCCCAGUCGCCGCACCAGGAAAUCUGUUAUUCAAGAGGAAUGCACUGGCAUUGCCGAGUCAGGGUCUGAAGAAGUGGAAUCAAUAAAGCCGACAAACCUGUGCACGGACUAUGAAAGUGUGAGUCUGGGACUGGAUCCGGAAACAAAAAAACGCAAGGUCGACCCCAGUAAUCCAUCUGAAGUGAACCAUGUGCAUCUGCAAACGGAUGACGAGAGCUCCCUGGAAACUAUCAAAUCCAAUCGGACAGCCAUUCAACACGAGGAUCUACUAGUUUCGGAUAGUCUGCCGACAGAUGGAAACAGAGAAAAAGAAAACCAGGUUGGAUUGGGGUCCGUGGAAAAUACAGUUACACAGAGUGGUCAGUCUAAGUCCAAUGUGACACAGAGGCAGCAAAUGAUACCCCUGGGUAAACCCAAAUCGGGACGGGUAUGGAAAGACCGGAAUAAACAGAGGUUCUCCGCCCUGCUGCGGGACAAGCCUCUGCGUUCCUCCUGGGAGAAGAAAAUGGAGGCCAAGAGAGAGAAGGAGCUGGUGAAGAAAUUUACCCUGCAGCUCAAGGAAGAGAAGGCCAAAGAGAAAGAGGACAAGAGGAAACGGAGGGAGGAGAACCUGAAAAGACGCGAGGCGAACGAGCGUAAAGCCGAGAUUGUGCAAGUGAUCCGAAAUACGACUAAGAUAAAGAGGAUGAAGAAGAAACAACUGAGGAAGAUCGAGAAGAGGGAUACGCUUGCCCUGCUCCAGAAAUCAGAGCCCAGGAACCAAAAUGCUGCCAGGAAAGGGAGCAAGGGGAGCCAGUAAAGAUGAUACACUGAUUUUGAUGCUGUGCUAUGCAGAACUAUGUACUCCAUGUAAUGAAUAUUGAUCAAUACGGUGUCAGAAGCAGGAAUUUUUUAUUAGGCCUCUAACAUGCAAAGUGUGCAUGUACAGUUUAGAACUGCUCACAUUGGUUAGCAACACUUUGUGUGCAACUAAAGGUUCACAGUGUUUGGUCACCAUUGCAUGACUCAGCAGCAAGAAAGUGAAACUGACUCCUUGCCUGUAACAACAAGACCUAGAAAAUAUAUUAUGGUUUUUGGAAACAAAACACUCAUAAGGUUCCACCACAUUUUCCCAAAUAAUAUUAAGAGAUAAAGGAAAUCAAGCUGAAUGAAUUGCUUCCCUGAGUGACCUCUGUUUUUGGUUUAAGUGACAUUAUGCAUUUUUUAUGUUUUAGUUAUUUUUGUUUUCUGUUUAAUCUCUGUCGCCUGUCUAUCACACAGGGGUUUUCCAACCUUAAACAGUCAUAGUCUAACCUGUCAAACUUGCUUCAAGUAAAUAAAAGGUAAAACCAA
Molecule: messenger RNA, 1695 nt
Organism: Anguilla anguilla (European eel)
Lineage: Eukaryota; Metazoa; Chordata; Actinopteri; Anguilliformes; Anguillidae
Gene: ccdc86
Product: coiled-coil domain containing 86
Exons: 4
Coding region: 50-1162 (370 amino acids)
Cellular component (GO): nucleolus
Source: RefSeq, a predicted model, not a curated record